Messenger RNA from Zonotrichia leucophrys gambelii, 2778 nucleotides. RefSeq names its product ALG12 alpha-1,6-mannosyltransferase (gene ALG12). Gene Ontology annotation, biological process: protein N-linked glycosylation. Gene Ontology annotation, cellular component: endoplasmic reticulum membrane. Lineage: Eukaryota; Metazoa; Chordata; Aves; Passeriformes; Passerellidae. The coding region runs from base 230 to 1702 and encodes 490 amino acids. Gene Ontology annotation, molecular function: alpha-1,6-mannosyltransferase activity. The record is from RefSeq and is a predicted model, not a curated record. The transcript is spliced from 10 exons.
GGCAAGCACGGGCUCCAUAGGGGCUUCAGAGCCGCCCGCCAUUUGUAUUCGGCGGCCGCCUCGGAGACCUUCUGCUGCCGGGGGCGUGCCCUGCCCUCACCCAAGAUGGCCGGCGGGGGAGGCGAUCACGUGCUCGCGGGGCCGGCGCUGCCGCUCCCGCGCUGCCGGCGCCCUCUGCGGGGCGGCCACGUGGGCGCGCGCGCGAUUAUAUCUGAGUUUCAAACCCAGGAUGGCUCAGAAGAGGAGCUCGAGUGGGCGGUCAUUCCCAUUGCUGCUGCUGCUGAUUGUGGUGGCCUUUGUUCAUUUAACUGUCUGUCCUUUUACAAAAGUGGAGGAAAGCUUUAACCUACAAGCUAUCCAUGAUGUGGUGUACCACCAGCUGGACUUGGAUAAGUAUGACCAUCAUGAAUUUCCUGGAGUUGUCCCAAGAACGUUCCUUGGACCAAUUUUUAUUGCUGCUCUUUCCAGCCCGGCUAUCUACAUACUUUCUGUGCUAAGAAUGUCCAAGUUUUAUUCCCAGCUGAUAGUCCGAGGAAGUUUGGGGCUCAGUGUGAUUUACACCUUAUGGAGGCUGCAGAAAGAAGUUAGAAAACAGUUUGGAGCAACUACAGCAUCAAUCUUCUGUCUCAUCACUGUUACUCAGUUUCAUUUGAUGUUUUACUGUACAAGAACUCUCCCUAAUGUGUUUGCACUUCCAUUUGUGCUCCUGGCAUUGACAUUUUGGAUACAGCAGAAGCAAAGGCCAUUCAUUUGGUUCUCAGCUUUGGCAAUUAUAGUCUUCAGAUCAGAGCUCUGCAUAUUCUUGGGCCUCAUGCUCCUGGUGACGUUAUUAACUAAAAGAAUCUCCAUUUUCAAGGUGCUUUCCCAUGCUGUUCCUGCUGGAAUGUUUUGGUUGGGGCUAACAGUUGCUGUGGAUUCUCUGUUUUGGAGGCAGCUUGUGUGGCCUGAGGGGAAAGUGCUCUGGUAUAACACAGUUUUAAACAAAAGUUCCAACUGGGGAACCUCUCCCUUCCUAUGGUAUUUCUAUUCAGCCCUGCCUCGUGCUUUGGGAUGCAGCAUAAUAUUUGUACCUUUAGGGGUAACAGAGAAGAGAACUCGGAUUCUACUUUUGCCAGCACUGGGCUUUAUUUUCUUGUACUCGUUUCUCCCACACAAGGAGCUGCGUUUCAUCAUCUACACUUUCCCUGUUUUCAACAUAGUGGCCGCUAAAAUGUGCUCACGAAUUCUGAAUAACUACCGGAGAUCCUGGCUGUACAAACUUGGAUCAUUCUUUAUUGUAAUCCAUCUUGUACUCAAUGCUGUUUAUUCAGGAACAUCUUUAUAUGUUUCACAUUUCAAUUAUCCUGGAGGAGUGGCAAUUCAGAAGUUGCAUGAGCUGGUACCUUCAACAGCAGAUGUCUCUGUUCACAUUGAUGUGGCUGCAGCACAAACGGGAGUUUCUCGGUUUCUAGAAAUCAAUUCUGAUUGGAGGUAUGACAAAAGAGAAGAUGUUAAACCAGGAGACCAGUUGAUGUUUUCUUACACACACAUACUGAUGGAAACAAAUCCUCUUCAAAUAUCACAUUACAAAACAACCCACAGGCCACUGGCAAAUAUACCUGGCAUCGGUAAAAUUGGGUUGAACCUUACUGCACUACCUCCUUUUACUUUAAACUUGAAACCAAAAUUAGUAUUGUUGGAAAAACUUCCUCUAUCAUCUUGACUGUGAAUUUUAAGUAAGCCUUUUGAUGUGCUUUUGCUGAUGAUUGAACUAUGUAAGACAGCAGCAAAUUGUCAUUCCAGCACUGCAACUCAGCUUCUGUGGAGAGGCACAGAAAAUCUCUGUACCAAUUGGUAUUUAGCUCCGUCCUGUUUCUUACAAAUAAUACAGUGCAUUCCUAGUCAGUAUAUGCUCAGUAUGCUGAGUUGUAUUGUUAGAUAUGUUUGAGAGAGGUUGCCUACAAGUUUAGUGGUAUUAAGUAAAACCUGUCUACUUGGUUUGGUAGUCUGUUUCAUCAUGUAGCACAGGUAUGUCCUAAUUGUCCUGUAUAAGAUACAAAACCAACAGGUUUGUGCUAGGGCAAUAAUUUGUAAUCUGUGUGUGCAAAGAUGUAUUACUUUAUGUAUCUGCAGGAUUGUAACCCCCUCAGCUGUCAGAUUGCCAGUGUGAAACCCAACGGUGUUAUAAACAUAGGAAAGCCAUAUUCAUCCUUGCUUCGUCCUAAUACCUAAUUGUGCCCUGUAGGCUACCAAACUAAUGAAACAUUCACUUAAAAAGCAGUUGGACCUCUUGACAAGCACUGCUCCAUAACAGAUUUGAGUACUGAGGAUGAUUAUCUUCAUUCCAGCAGUUCAUGAAAAAGCAGUAACUUGGAUUUCCUGGGAAAAAUAAUCUUUAAAAUAUUUUUUCCCCUCUUCUGCUGUAAUGGUAUCUUAAUUUUCAGUGUAAAAAUUACCUAUGAAAAUGCCCACUUUAAGAUACGUGCUGUUUUCCUUUUUUUUAUUAAGUUUGGAAAGGAGUACUCUAAUGUGCCAUGUGCUGCAUUAUAUAAACUAGGGUAAGAUUGCAUGCUCUGUAGUUUCUUUAUUAGAUGUUUUUGUUAAGGAUGUCUGCAUAGAUUGCUGAAUGGAACAAGCAAAAAAGGUUAGAAUUCUGGUUAGGGCCAGUUGUAAUAUGCCAGAAGUUCCAUUAGUGUAAAAUGUCAGAAUCGUUGAAAGUAUCAUGGGCAGAAAACUAUUCCUUGCUGACUGAAAACUUGAGUAAAAUAUAAUUAUGGAAUAAAGUGGUUUGGUUUUUUU